Messenger RNA from Eriocheir sinensis (Chinese mitten crab), 1105 nucleotides. RefSeq lists its product as uncharacterized. The transcript has 2 exons. The coding region runs from base 1 to 1017 and encodes 338 amino acids. The record is from RefSeq and is a predicted model, not a curated record. Lineage: Eukaryota; Metazoa; Arthropoda; Malacostraca; Decapoda; Varunidae.
AUGUACAGAUUCCAGAGGACAGGCCCAGCACAGACCCCUGAGGGACUGAGGCACCCACUGGGAGGUCCCUGGACUGCUGCCUGCCGACGACGACAUGGAAGCUUCUUCCUUGAGGGUAGUCACUCAGCAGCAUCACCAGGUGCCUUCAAGCUUCUCCAGCAAGCCUGCGUGCCACACCCGGUCAGGAGCACCUGCAAUGUCCAGAGCGACGGCAAGGGUAUCCAGGCUGGGGUCCAGGGAGCCCUGCCAACCCCUGGAGAGGAGCAGCAGGAGGUCUGGAGUGGAGCGGCCGGAUCUGAGCCUAAACUGGUGGUCAGUGAUGAGGGCGUCGUUCUGGAGGUGGCGGGUGACAGCCUCCAACACUAUCCUUUGGAAGAUUUGGGCCUGGAGGUGGCGGGUGACAGCCUCCAACACUAUCCUUUGGAAGAUUUGGGCCUGGAGGUGGCGGGUGACAGCCUCCAACACUAUCCUUUGGAAGAUUUGGGCCUGGAGGUGGCGGGUGACAGCCUCCAACACUAUCCUUUGGAAGAUUUGGGCCUGGAGGUGGCGGGUGACAGCCUCCAACACUAUCCUUUGGAAGAUUUGGGCCUGGAGGUGGCGGGUGACAGCCUCCAACACUAUCCUUUGGAAGAUUUGGGCCUGGAGGUGGCAGGUGACAGCCUCCAACACUAUCCUUUGGAAGAUUUGGGCCUGGAGGUGGCGGGUGACAGCCUCCAACACUAUCCUUUGGAAGAUUUGGGCCUGGAGGUGGCGGGUGACAGCCUCCAACACUAUCCUUUGGAAGAUUUGGGCCUGGAGGUGGCGGGUGACAGCCUCCAACACUAUCCUUUGGAAGAUUUGGGCCUGGAGGUGGCGGGUGACAGCCUCCAACACUAUCCUUUGGAAGAUUUGGGCCUGGAGGUGGCAGGUUCAGAUCUGGACCAAUCUUUGUGGACCAGCAGCGUGCGAGCCCCCUUCCAUAUAGAGGGCCAGGCAACACAGGCCCCAAACACCUCUGAGAGGGGUCCUGCCAGCUGACUGGGGCAGCGACGCAGCACAUGUGGCCCAGCGCCCUUCCUGACCUCCACUGCUCUCAGAAGUCAGUUAGUCUCUCUCUCUCUCUCUC